Messenger RNA from Apaloderma vittatum (bar-tailed trogon), 1551 nucleotides. Its product is annotated as coiled-coil domain-containing protein 11-like. The transcript is spliced from 8 exons. NCBI's taxonomy places the organism in Eukaryota, Metazoa, Chordata, Aves, Trogoniformes, Trogonidae. The record is from RefSeq and is a predicted model, not a curated record. The annotation marks the transcript as partial.
AGAGCCAGGCCUCCUAAAGGACAAACAAGUGAAAAUCUUGCCUUCGCCCACAGACAGAAGGAAAAGCACCUCCUGGAAUACGCUGAUCUUUUAAAGCUGUACAACCAGUACCGCAGAGCCUCGGAGUGGCAGCGACGCGCCGAACAGAAAUGGCUGCACGGCGUCGUGCGGGGAAAGGUGGACGCCACAAUGCGGGAGUACCUAGCAGGGACGGAUGAGCGACGCGAGAGGCUUCGUGAACUUCUGGAGGCAGAGGAAAGUAGAUACUUUGCUGAGAUGGAGGCACUUGAAGAAACAGCCCAGGAGAAACAAGCAAAGAUGAAGGAGCGAGCAAAAUUACUGAGGGAAAAGAGAGAAAAAGAAAGACAACAGCUGGUGGCUGAAAAACGAGAGCAGCAAUUCAGAGAACAAUGCGAGGAGUUCCGCGUACAGCAGAUGAAGAAGCAUCAGAAGGAGGUGUGUGAAGACCGCCUGGCCCAGCUAGCUCUGAAGGAAGAACUGAAAAAGCAGCGGAUGAAGGAGGAGCAGAUCUUUGCGGAGCUUUGGAAAGAGGACAGGGCGGCUAAGGAAAAGCGAGAGGCGGCGGAGACGCGGAAAGCAGCGGGCCGGAUCCGGGAAACGCUGGAUGCGCUCAGCGCCCAGGUAGCGGCGCUCAGCGCUCACAGAGAGGAGGCGAAGCGGCUGAAGGAAGAAGAGGCUCGGUUGCUGGAAGAAGAGCAGCAACUGCUUAAGCUAGAAAAUGAACAACUUCAGAUGGAGAAACUGCAGAAACAGAAAGAAUGCAGAGACACGUUGCUCGGGGCAGCACAGGACAAGAGGAAUCGUCUUAAUGAAGAAAAGCAAAGUGAACUCGCCCUAGAGAUGAAGAUCUUGGAAGAUUAUCUUCAGCAACCCCAGGAGGACGCUGAGGAGAAAACAAAAAGAAAACAAGAGCUGUUCAAGGAGCAACAGACUUACCGAGCACACUUGGCUCAACGGCUAGAGGAGGAGAAACAGCGAGAAAAAGAAGAGGACCAACUCUUCAAGGAAGAGAUGGAGAAGGUUUGGGCCAAGAAGGCUGAGCAAAUGCGAUUAGAAAAGGAGGCUAGAAAGCGGCUACUGAAAGAUGUCCUGGAUACAAGACAACUGCAGAUUGAGGAGAAGCUGCAGAGAAAUGCAAAGGAGCAGGAAGAGCUCGCUCGAGAGAGGAAGUUGUUAGCUGAAGCAAUUGCAGAAAUCGAGCACAAAGAAGAGGAAAAAUAUGCAAGAAAAGUGAAGGAAGCAAAAGAAUACCAAGAGCAACUCAGGGCUCAGAUUGACUCUCGACAAAAGGCUUGUGCUGCUGAGGAAGAAGAGAAACAGCGAGAAUACGAAUUGCAGCUGGCAGCAGAGAGAGCUUACCAAGAAAAAAUCCAGGACAUUCUGUCAAGGCCUUGUGAGAAACUACUAAAAACUCACCCUUUGAGAAGAAAACUGUGGGAACCCUCGCUGCAGAACCGGCUAGUGCAGCCGUACCCAGCGUACGGGGACACCGCAGCCCCGGCCGGACCCAAGGAUUGCGCCCAGAUGUAG